AUGGCCAUUCUCCUGUACUUUCUGGAAGCGGAGUGCGGCGUGCUGCUACGGCGGAUGCUGACGCCAGCGGAGGUCCUCCUUCUGCUGCAAGUCAGCAGGUCCUCGAACAUGAGAAGACUGGCGUGGGCCCGAGCCGUUCUGGCAGAUGUGGCCAGGCUACGCAGGGUCCUGGAACCCUUGGGGACCAUGCGACUGCGUUUCCCCGGCUUCGAUCUCCCCGUGAGCAUCAGAUGCACGAAGGGCUGGACUCCGCCAGAUCCCUCGGACCCACUGGAGACCUUGGGUCCCGUCGAGGAUCUGCUCUAUUGGUUGGACGACUUCGGGCUCGGAGGGUUCUCACCCGCCGAAGCGGUGCUGGUGAUGAACGCGUGGCCGAUAGAGACAAGGAACGCGGGCGCGGCUUUGAGCGACCUGCUGGAAGAAUCGGACAGUCACUUCUUCUACUCGGCCAGGCCUGCCGCCUUCCGAAGGACAUUCCGGCCCACGCUAGUAAACGUAGUCGUCUUUUUCACUUACAGAGGUCUGAACACCGUCCUUCAAAUGCAAGACGUCGUCAAUGACGGGAAGAUAGACUAUGCGUUCCAGGUGAUGGCUGCAGGAGCAAAUCCGAAGUCGACUGCAUCCAUCUGCUCCACUCGGAUCCCGUCGCCUUCCAUGUCGGGCAUCGACUACUCCAAGUGGGACCUCCUUCAAAGCAGCAGCGACGAAGAGGACUUCGGGAACCCCAUCCCGCCGCAGUCUCCGCGACAGCCCAUCACGACGGGUCCCUGGGCGGUGGCCGAUCCCUGGCGCAAGUGCAAUCCGCUGGUGCGACGUGAAGUGCUCAGAGAGGAGAAGAUUCUCCACAGGUUCGUACAAGAGCACCCCUGUCCAUCCGAGAAAAGCCUCCGGCGCUGGCUUCGCAGCAUGAGCGGCACGGAGAGAAUCGUUCCCGGAGAGCUGACCUUUGCAUGGGUGAUGAAAGACAUGGGGUGGAACUCCGAGCACUUGGCGUGGUUCCACUACCCGUCCUUCCGGGAGCUCUGGCAGGCGGCGGCCUUGCAAACGGCCGAGGCCUUCACGGUCCAACGCAGUGCGGGCAGCACCUUGUACCAGCGCGGCGGCAAGGAGUGCAUGCAGUUCAACUUCUAUGCGCUGCAGCACGCCAUGUGCGGAGAGCAUUUUCACACGGACGCCCCACUCCCCGUGUACUCGUACGCGAAACGCCUGGAGCACGUCUGGGACGGGAUCGGAUCGUGGCGAGCGUAG
This is a messenger RNA of Symbiodinium sp. CCMP2592, 1248 nucleotides long. NCBI's taxonomy places the organism in Eukaryota, Dinophyceae, Suessiales, Symbiodiniaceae. The record is from the annotation of a GenBank genome assembly.